Dermatophagoides pteronyssinus (European house dust mite) is the source of this 1831-nucleotide messenger RNA. It is a transcript of the gene Grasp65, whose product is annotated as Golgi reassembly-stacking protein 2. Gene Ontology annotation, cellular component: Golgi apparatus. Gene Ontology annotation, biological process: Golgi organization. The record is from RefSeq and is a predicted model, not a curated record. NCBI's taxonomy places the organism in Eukaryota, Metazoa, Arthropoda, Arachnida, Sarcoptiformes, Pyroglyphidae. Gene Ontology annotation, molecular function: protein binding.
UGUCGAAUUUUUUAUUAAUUUUUGCCGACAAUAUUCAUUAAUUUGUUUUUAUUUUUUAAAUUCUCUGACUAACUGUUCGAAUUCGAGAUUUUAUUUGUUAAUCAAUAAAUAUAGUUAUGGGCGGAUCCCAAUCUACUGAAAUUCCCGGUGGUGGUACUGAAGGUUAUCAUGUUUUAAAGGUACAAGAUGAUUCCCCUGGUUCCAAAGCUGGUUUAGAACCAUAUUUCGAUUAUAUUAUUGUAGCCGGCAAUACUCGACUAAAUCAAAUGAAUGAUGAUUUGAAAGAUAUAUUGAAAUCACAUGUGGAUAAAUCACUUCGUUUGUUAGUAUAUAAUUCAAAAUAUCAGAAUGUACGUCAGGUUGAUAUUGUUCCUACUAAUAAUUGGAAUGGACAAGGAUUAUUGGGUGUAAGCAUACGUUUCGCAUCAUUUGAAAAUGCUAAUGAAAAUGUAUGGCAUGUGUUGGAUGUUGCUCCUAAUUCACCGGCUGAUAUUGCCGGAUUGAAAUCUCAUCGAGAUUAUAUUAUUGGUGCUGAUUCAUUACUACAGGAUAAUGAUGAUAUAUUUAAUUUGAUACAAACAUAUGAAGGUAAACCAUUGAAAUUGUUUGUAUAUAAUGUUGAUACAGAUUCUUGUCGUGAGGUUACCAUUGUGCCUAAUUCUAAUUGGGGAGGUUCGGGUCUUCUUGGCUGUGACAUUGGCUAUGGUUAUUUGCAUCGAAUUCCACAGCCAAAAUCUGAUGAUCAAGAAUCCUCUUCUUUAUUGUCAAAUGUUACUUCAGGGGCAACAAUCAUUGCUUCAAACGUACCUUCAAAACCAACCAUUAUGGGUGAUACGGGUGGUCAAAUCGAACAACGCAAACCGCCAUCGGAUAUGAAUCAACUUUGGACUAAACCGUUGACUGAAAUAUCAAAGCAAGAACCGCUGCCGGUGUCCACGUCAUCGAUGCCAUUAUCGUCAAGCACAACGGAUGUUAAAGAUGAACAAAAACGUCAACUGCCACAUUUGGGACCAACAGUAGUAACACCAGCUUCAACGAUUCCAUCUUCAUCCUUAACUACUAUGGAUAAACCGAUUACAUCAGCUUCUACGAUUAAUUCAACAGCGGCUCCAUUAUUGUCCAAAAAUCUAUAUCAACAUCAUACGGUCAAUCCAGCAACUUCGUAUUUUACACCUGCUCCAUCCUAUAAUAACAGCUUCAAUCCGGUUUCAUCCUCAUCAGUUAUUCCGCCCUAUUCAACAUCAUCAUCAUCCUCAUCAUCAUUUGUCAACACUGGACUGUCGCAGCAAUUCGGACAAUCAUUGAGUUCUAAUAGUCCGGCACCGCCACCAUCAAUACCCAGUUCAACAAUGAUGUCGACCGCUCUUAUUCAACCUCCAUUCGUUUCUAGCUACUCAUCGUCCACUUUUUCAUCAUCAUCGAUGCCUUUUGCUUCCGCUGGACAAAUCCAACCGCCACCAAUGUUUACAAUGCCUUCACCGUCGGUUAUGACACCACAUAGCUCAUCAUCUGCAUCGACAACGUCUUUUCAACCUUAUAAACCAACAUUUCCAGGUGGUGCCACUUAUCCUCCCUCUCUUCCUCCAUUAACCUCUUCAUCUGGUGGUCAUUAUGGAUCACCACCUCCACUGGUGAUGCCACCACCCAUAUCGAACUCGAAUAUAACAUUGUUUAAUCCGACCACAUCGAAUACAUUAUCUACACCUUCAGCUCCUCCGAUGACAUCUGCAGCAAUUGAAUCAACAUCGGCAACACCAAUGAUGAUGAUGUCGACACCGCCAUCGCAAUAAAUAAUAGAUAGGAUGCAAUCUAAUUCUAAAUUCUUGGCAUU